CUCUGAUUAGCAUAGGGAAAUAUUUCAUUUAAUGUCAAGACUUGUCUAUUAGGACACAUCCCUGUUGCAAACGAGAUAUUGCCAGAGGGCACGUCCUAAAUUCGCAUGGAAACAUGUCGAACGUGUGUCAGGACCGAAGCAGCAGAUGGCAGAGCAUUCAGGAGGGACUACAAUUUAUCCAGUCCACUUUGCCUUUUCCCGGCUCUCAAGAACAGUAUGAGGUUUUCAUUCAGGACCUGGUGAGAAAUCUGUUUGGAGAAGGAAAUGACGUGUUUAGCGAGGGCGAAUGGAUGAGAUCCGUCGAAUUAUACACAGAGGCCUUAAACAUAGCGGAAUAUGGCGAAUCGGAAGACAUCAGCAUAUCCGCCGAAUUGAGAGAGAAGCUUCACGCCAAUCGUGCUGCGUCGUACUUAAAUAUCGGCCUGCAUGACCAAGCUUUGGAAGACUGCGACGCAGCUCUCACCCUGAAUGAAGGCAACCACAGAGCACUUUAUCGGAAAGCCAGGUCUCUGAAAGAGCUGGGAAGACAUAAAGAGGCCUAUGAAGCAGUGGCCAAGUGUUCCAUGGCAGUGCCUCAGGAUGCUAGUGUGAUGCAGUUGACUCACGAGCUUGCCAAAAUGCUUGGACUUAAAAUCCGUAAAGCCUACGUCCGGAGCAAGCCUGCCUUAAAUGUUUUACCUGGCUCUAAUUUGUCAGGGGCCUCUAAUGAUAAGUAUUCACCUGGAUCGGCCUCCAUGGAGGACAUUGAAACGGAACUGCACCAUUUUGACCAAGGAGCGAGUACGCCCCUGUCAACAGCCACGCCUGCGUGCCCGCCUGUGGCCGAGCCAGUGGAAAAAGAGCCCGCCCCUCUCAGCAUCAUCCCCCCCAUCGCUCCCGUCGAAACCCGGCAACCCGAACCCUCCCCCAUGCCUGUGGUCCACACCCCACUGGUGAACGGAGUCAGAACCAACGAGUCCUUUCCAGUGACAGAGCCCCGUUUAGAUUAUGACACAGAUAUUAUUGGGGACGAACUGGAUGAACUCUUGGACAGAGCCAGCCCUGCUCAGCCCUCUAUGAACAUUCCAACAGUGGAGGGACCAAUCACCUUGCCGACCAGAAUGCCCACGAGUGACUCUAUGCCUAAUCCCCUCCUCAUGUCUGCUCACAUCACUCAUCCAUUCAUGAACCUGGCUCCUCAGUGCACGGUCAAUUUACCCGCGCCUUAUCAUAAACCCGGUUCCUCGGGCUACCCUCUCGGGCUGGACUCCUUCGUCUCUCCCCUGGAUUCACUGGAUAGUUUGUCACUUUCAGACUCCCAGUCAGGUUCUCAUUCACCUGGAAAUUAUGAUCAGCUUAGUUUUCUGCCGCUGUCCAACAGUGAAAAACCCAUAAUGCCACCUAUUGGGAUGGCCUUUGGAAUGCCCGAGGGGCACUUUACGCAGGAGGUGGAUCUGAACACGAACCCACUGGCAGAGACUCACGAAUUCAAACAGGCGUGUUCAGCUUGCUUUGUAAAAACCGGGUCUGGAGUUUUGGACUACACUCACUAUGCCGAAGAGCACAAAUGCAAAAAAGAUUUGUUACUUGGAAGAAUCAAGCUUUCGCCGAAUCCUAGGUGGAAACUUAUUAGGCCGAGGCCCACCAAAAACCAAUACGCUGGACCGUACUACAUUUGCAAAGACGUAUCCAUGGGAGAGGAAUGCAGAUAUCCCGGUCAUUGUACCUUUGCUUAUUGCCAAGAGGAGAUUGACGUUUGGACCUUGGAGCGUAAAGGGUUCCUGUGCAGAGAGCAGCUUUGUGAUCCGUUUGGCACGAACAAAAACAAUUUGACAGUUUCCAGGAUCUUACAGGAGCACCACGGCAUAUUUAUGUUCCUCUGUGAGGUGUGUUUUGAUCACAAACCCCGAAUAAUCAGCAAAACCAAUAAGGACAACCCCAGUCUCUGUUCUCACCCUGUGACAAAGCAUGCGUUUGAGGAGAAGAAAUGCCUGGUCCAUAUCCUGAAGGACAAUCAAGUGAGGUACUCGAAAAUCCGCCCCUACACUCCCCUCUGCCAGCUGGACCUGUGUCGUCAUGAGGUGCGUUACGGCUGUCAGCGGGAGGACGGCUGCUUCUAUGCCCAUAGUCCCAUUGAACUCAAGGUGUGGCUGAUGCAACGCGAUCGAGGAAUCUCUCCUGAAAGUAUUGUUCAGGAAGCACGGAAGUAUUGGAAUAUGGAAGCCAAUUCCCAAGCGCUGCAGGAGCUGCCAGGUGCCCUGAAGAAAUUUGGCCCUCCUAAUCUGAAAAUGCAGUUUGUCUGUGCGGUGUGCUGGAGAAACGGCCAAGUCGUGGAGCCUGACAAAAACAAGAAGUAUUGCAGUGCCAAAGCCAGGCAUCCUUGGUCCAAAGACAAGCGAGUGGUUCUUGUGAGCUCUAAUGAACGUAAAAAGUGGACAACAAUUCGUCCUCUGCCGACAAAAAAGCCCAUACCAUCCCAGUUUGAGAUCUGCUUGCAUGUGGCUGCUGGCAAGAAAUGUCAGUACAUUGGGAACUGCACUUUUGCACACAGCCCGGAAGAAAAGGACAUGUGGACAUACAUGAAAGAUAACAACAUCUCAGAUAUGGAGCAGCUGUAUGAGUUGUGGCUUCAGUCUCAGAAGCCGGGUUGGAGCGAGGAGAACUCCAGCACCGUCAUCCGAGAGAACGGGAAGCAGAUCCACAUGCCCACGGACUAUGCCGAGGAAGUGGCCGGUAACCACUGUUGGCUGUGUGGGAAGAAUUGUAACAGUGACAAACAGUGGCAGCAGCACAUCACCUCUGAAAAGCAUAAGGAACGAGUGUUUAACUCUGAGGAUGAUCAGAACUGCUGGCAGUACCGCUUCCCAACUGGCACUUUCAAAGUUUGUGAGAGGUAUCUGAAAGGUACUUGCACGGAGGAAGAACACUGUAAACUGGCACAUGGUGAAGAGGAACUGAAAGAGUGGAAAGAUCGCAGGGAAUUCCUUUUGAUGAAGCUCGCCAAAGCCAGAAAAGAUCACUUGAUAGCACCGAACGAUAACGACUUUGGCAAAUAUAGUUUUCUGCUUAAAGACAUAAAUUAAUGAUUUAAAUGACGUCUUCAACAUGCGAGUCGUUUUGGAAGUACAAUGAGGCUUAAAUUCGGUAUUGAAUCAGGAGAGCUUUGAGAAGCUCAGUGAUUCAGGAGGUGUAUGGAUCUUCUCCCUUCUUUAAGAAAGGGGAGAGCACAGGGCUGGCGAUGAGCUCCCAGUUACCACGGCUUUGUUGCUUUUAUCACAGAUUUAAAUAAGAAAAAAAAAGACCACCCAUUACUUUUCCAAUCUGUUGCAAUCAUUACAGAUCACAUAAUGGGAUUAUGAAAUCUUCAUUAUGGGACUGAAUACCGAGAAAGAGAGGGGGCGGUUACAGAUUAAUGGUUGAAGCUUGAUUCGUCGCAAACUGUUCAGACGAGGAAAGGCGUUACAGAUUGUGAUCUGUCGUUUUGUUCCAUUUCUUUUUUUUUUUUCCUCUUUUUUUUUUAUU
Chanos chanos (milkfish) is the source of this 3501-nucleotide messenger RNA. It is a transcript of the gene zc3h7a, whose product is annotated as zinc finger CCCH-type containing 7A. The transcript is spliced from 23 exons. Gene Ontology annotation, molecular function: protein binding; miRNA binding; metal ion binding. Lineage: Eukaryota; Metazoa; Chordata; Actinopteri; Gonorynchiformes; Chanidae. Gene Ontology annotation, biological process: miRNA processing. Bases 114 to 3062 code for a protein of 982 amino acids. The record is from RefSeq and is a predicted model, not a curated record.